AUGGCCAAAAUCAUUGGCAAGAACAGAAGAAGAACAACUCAACUAUGCCACAGAAUGGUUCAUCAUGUGAGCCUCCACUGCAACUUGUUCCAUAGGGUGUCCUUUCUUGGCCGUUUCAUCUGGGACAGGAUCUUUCUCUGCUCUCUUGGAAGGCCUUCAACUGCCCCUUACCUCAGACUGCCCCUCCGUGAAACCCCGCCGCCGGCCACCGACCACGGUAGCUCUUCCCUGCAUGGACAACCUAUCACCACCCCAUGUGAUUCUGACUCUGAUUUGGUCAACCUCAAGAUCAGUUUGCUUGGUGAUUGCCAUAUUGGAAAAACCAGUUUUGUGAUCAAGUAUGUAGGGGACGAGCAAGAAAAGAGGAGCUUGCAGAUGAAGGGACUUAAUUUGAUGGACAAAACAUUAUUUGUUCAAGGAGCUAGAAUUUCGUUUAGUAUUUGGGAUGUUGCAGGUGACACAGGGUCUCUUUAUCAAAUUCCAAUGGCUUGUAAAGAUUCAGUUGCAAUUUUGAUUAUGUUUGAUCUCACCAGUCGUUGUACACUGAACAGUGUUGUUGGGUGGUACAGUAAAGCGAGAAAGUGGAACCAGACUGCAAUUCCUAUUCUGAUAGGAACCAAAUUUGAUGACUUUGUUAGACUCCCCCCAGAUGUGCAAUGGACAAUUGUAACACAGGCAAGGGCAUAUGCAAGGGCAAUGAAAGCUACCCUUUUCUUCUCAAGUUCAACACACAAUAUAAAUGUCAACAAAAUCUUCAAGUUUAUCAUGGCCAAGCUCUUUAACUUGCCAUGGAAGGUGGAACGAAAUCUGACACUAGGAGAGCCCACAAUUGACUUCUGA
Molecule: messenger RNA, 840 nt
Organism: Sphenostylis stenocarpa
Lineage: Eukaryota; Viridiplantae; Streptophyta; Magnoliopsida; Fabales; Fabaceae
Source: the annotation of a GenBank genome assembly